UGGCGAAAGCAAGUUGUUUUGAACAAACAUUUCCUUUUACAGAUUCGGGGUGAAAGUUUAGGGGUUGUUUGAAAAAUGGGCGAAGAAAAAGACGGAAAAAAUAACGAGCGUGAGCGGAGCCGCGACAGGGAUAGGGAGAAGGAUCGAAGGCGGCGUUCUAGGUCCCGGGAACACAGGAGACGCUCGAGGUCCCGCAGUCGAGACAGGCGCAGGAGGAGCAGAUCAGGGAGCCGCCACAAGAGUCACUCUCGCAGACGCAAGCCUUCUCUGUACUGGGAUGUGCCCCCGCCGGGUUUCGAGCACAUCACGCCUCUGCAGUAUAAAGCGAUGCAAGCCGCUGGACAAAUCCCGGCGAACAUAGUGGCGGAUACGCCCCAAGCCGCGGUCCCCGUCGUGGGGUCCACGAUCACGAGACAGGCGAGAAGGUUAUACGUUGGUAAUAUUCCAUUCGGGGUGACGGAAGAGGAGAUGAUGGAGUUCUUCAACCAACAGAUGCACUUGAGCGGGUUGGCUCAAGCCGCCGGAAAUCCAGUGUUAGCGUGCCAGAUUAACUUGGACAAGAAUUUCGCGUUUUUGGAGUUUAGGUCUAUCGAUGAAACGACACAGGCGAUGGCUUUCGACGGAAUUAAUUUCAAAGGACAAAGUUUGAAGAUCCGGCGGCCGCACGAUUAUCAACCGAUGCCAGGUAUGGCGGAAAGUAGUAUAAGUGUUCCAGCAGGGGUUAUAAGCACUGUAGUGCCUGAUUCUCCACACAAGAUCUUUAUCGGAGGGUUACCAAAUUAUUUGAACGAAGAUCAGGUGAAAGAAUUGUUGAUGUCGUUCGGACAAUUGAGAGCCUUCAAUCUCGUCAAGGACACUGCGUUCGGCCUGAGUAAAGGGUACGCGUUUGCCGAAUACAUCGACAUCACGAUGACGGAUCAGGCCAUCGCGGGUUUGAACGGGAUGCAACUGGGCGACAAACGUUUGAUCGUGCAGAGGGCAAGCGUGGGGGCGAAGAACACCACAGUUUUACCGGCCGUACAAAUCCAAGUGCCCGGUUUGAGUAUAGUGGGGGCGUCAGGACCCGCCACCGAAGUCUUGUGUUUGUUGAACAUGGUGACACCCGACGAACUUAAAGACGAAGAAGAGUACGAAGAUAUUCUGGAAGACAUUAAAGAAGAAUGUAACAAGUACGGGGUGGUGCGGAGUAUAGAGAUUCCACGACCGAUCGACGGGGUGGAAGUGCCGGGAUGCGGAAAGGUAUUUGUCGAAUUCAAUUCAGUUCUUGAUUGUCAAAAAGCACAACAAACUCUGACUGGUCGUAAGUUCAGUAACAGAGUCGUGGUGACGUCGUAUUUUGACCCAGAUAAGUAUCAUAGAAGAGAGUUUUAAACACGUUAAGUAAGGAUCAAUGUCAUGUAUUGUAACUUCUGGUAAUUAAACCCAUAAGUAGCCUUAAUAAUAA
Messenger RNA from Zophobas morio, 1444 nucleotides. It is a transcript of the gene U2af50, whose product is annotated as splicing factor U2AF 50 kDa subunit. The coding region runs from base 76 to 1371 and encodes 431 amino acids. Gene Ontology annotation, biological process: mRNA processing. The record is from RefSeq and is a predicted model, not a curated record. The transcript has 7 exons. Gene Ontology annotation, molecular function: poly-pyrimidine tract binding; pre-mRNA 3'-splice site binding. Gene Ontology annotation, cellular component: nuclear speck; U2AF complex; U2-type prespliceosome. Lineage: Eukaryota; Metazoa; Arthropoda; Insecta; Coleoptera; Tenebrionidae.